GAAGGAAGUGCACGUUGACAAUUGGCUGAUUACCGUGACAGAAUUUUAUUUUUCUUAAAAAUAUCGAUUACUACCAUAAUCAUCCAGCCAUUAAUAUAUGUGCUAUUCCACCUGCUUUUGCUUUCUCAACCAUCAAUGUUAUAAGUAGUUGUGUCUGUGCUAUUAUUUAACGUUGUAUACACAUUUUGUUGGAUGCAUUCGAAAUUUUAACGGUCAUUUGUAACGUUUUUCAUUCGUUAGACCAUUUCCUUACAAAUGGCGGAUAAAGCUAUGAUGAAGCAAAUUGCGGAGCAAAAGCUUAAGGCUUUUUCCAUUGGCACAAUGGGUAAACGACCAUUGAGUAAAAAGGAAUUGGAAGAACAACGUAAAAAAGAGCAGGAACAAGCUGCAGCACAGGCAUUUGAAGAAUUUGUAGCAACGUUUCAAGAAACACCUAGUAAAACAACUAGUAAGGUUUGGGUGAAGGCAGGGACAUAUGAUGCGGGAAAAAGACAAGAGGACACGAGAGAGAAAGGAAAACUCUAUAAACCACAAUCAAAAAUCUCGGAACUAGUAGAUAACAGAUCAUCGGCUGAACAAGCUCAAGAAUAUGCAAGAUUACUUGGAACAAACGAACGAAAACUAGAUAGACCUGGCAAGAAGAAAAAGGAAGGUGAAAAAAAGAAGAGCAAUCUUGAAUUAUUCAAAGAAGAGUUAAAGAUGAUUCAAGAGGAACGUGAAGAGAGACAUAAGUAUAAGGGUGUAGUAAAAACUGUAAUAUCUGCGCAAUCUGAGGAUCCAAUGUUGGCUGCUUUAAAAUGUGUGGAAGAUGGUUCAUUUGACAAUGGUGAUCCAAAUACCACAAACUUGUAUCUAGGAAAUUUAAAUCCAAAGAUCACAGAACAGCAAUUAAUGGAGAUAUUCGGCAAAUAUGGCCCACUGGCUAGUAUAAAAAUAAUGUGGCCGCGUAGUGACGAAGAAAAAGCUAGACAAAGAAAUUGUGGCUUUGUUGCAUUCAUGAGUCGUAAGGAUGGAGAGCGUGCAUUGAAAAAUCUCAAUGGUCGUGACAUAAUGCAGUAUGAGAUGAAGUUAGGAUGGGGGAAAAGUGUUCCAAUCCCACCUUAUCCUAUCUACAUUCCAUCUGCUUUGAUGGAAAUCACGCAACCACCACCACCAUCUGGUCUUCCAUUUAAUGCUCAGCCACACCGACGUGACAGACACAAGAUACUACGUAUUCGCAACCUCCAGAGCGCGGAUCUACAGGAAAAGGAAAACUUUGAAAAGAUUUUGCAGAAUGCUGUUGUCAAAGUGGUUAUACCAACAGAAAGGAAUUUAGUCAUGUUAAUACAUAGAAUGGUGGAAUUUGUAAUUCGAGAAGGACCAAUGUUUGAAGCCAUGAUUAUGAACAGAGAAUUGAAUAAUCCAAUGUUCAGAUUUUUAUUUGAAAAUUAUUCUCCUGCACAUACUUAUUACCGCUGGAAACUAUAUUCCAUUCUACAAGGAGAUGUGCAGAAGGAAUGGCGCACAGAAGAUUUUCGAAUGUUUAAAAGUGGAAGUGUAUGGAGACCACCACCGAUCAAUCCCUGGACGCAAGGCAUGCCAGACGAAUUAAUAGAAAUGGAAGAAAAGCAAGAACCUAGAAGAGGUAGUCUCUCAAACAGUCAGCGAGAUCGUUUAGAAGAUUUGUUGCGAAACAUAUCACCUGAAAGAAUAAAAGUUGCAGAAGCAAUGGUAUUUUGUAUAGAACAUGCAGAAGCAGCAGAGGAAAUUUGUGAUUGUAUUUCAGAAUCAUUGUCAAUACUACAAACUCCUGUGAAUAAAAAAAUUGCAAGAUUGUAUUUGAUAUCUGAUAUAUUACAUAAUUGUGGAGUCAAAGUGACCAAUGCCACUAUUUAUAGAAAGGCAUUUGAGACGCGUCUUUUGGAUAUUUUUAGCGAAGUUCACCAAGCAUACAAGCAAUUUGAUAGUAGAUUAAAGGCAGAAGGAUUCAAAAUUCGCGUUAUGCGAAUGUUUAGAGCAUGGGAAGAUUGGGCGGUGUAUCCAAGAGAUUUUCUGGUGAAAUUGCAGAAUACUUUCCUAGGACUUGUUUUGAUGGACGAACCUGAACCUGAGAAUGAUGAAGAUAUUGAUGGUGCACCUUUGUCUGAUGUUGAUGGCGAUGGUACUGAAGAUUUGGAUGGAGUGCCGCUUGAUGGUGCAACUUUGUUGAAAGGUGCCAUGAAACAUGGCCUCACAUCUCAAACAACUUCAAAUUACGACGAUAUUGAUGGAGUACCCAUGGAUGAAGAUAUCGAUGGCGUUCCAAUGGACGAUGACGAUAGUGCGAACAUGCAAAAUAAGGACGAUGAAAAAAAAUCGACAAUGCCAGCUGGAUUCGUUCCUUCUCGAUGGGAAACUGUCGAUCCUGAUCAGGUCGAGGCACAGGCAAUGACUACCAGUAAAUGGGAAGAAUUAGGUCAAAAUGACGAUUCCAAUUCUCAAGAUGCUAGUAUGGAUUCUAGAGAUUAUAAUGAAGAAAGACGAAAUAGAUUACGUGAGAUUGAGGUAAAAAUUAUGCAGUAUCAAGAUGAAUUAGAAAGUGGUAGAAGAACAUUGAAGUCUGGUAUGACAAUACAAGCACAAGUAGAACAUUAUAGAAAGAAACUUAUAAGAAAGAGCGAGAGAGAAAUGAAAGAUGUAAAAAGUGAGGAACGAGAUGAUGAGAAACGAAGAGAGAAGAAACGAAGCCGAAGUACGACACCAGAAUCUCCUAGUCACAGCUACAGAGAUCGAAGGCGAUCAUCAAGUCCACCGGCAAAAAUUACAAGAUAUAGAUCACGCAGUAGAUCACCACGUUGCAAGCGCAGAUCAAGAUCUCCGUAUAAAAAGCGCGUACCAGUUACCCCGUCCCCUCCUCGUAUUCGACGUACGCCAUCACCUUCCUUUUCUUCAGGCAGAGGAUCACGCAGAUCGCCCACCAAUGAACGUUGUGAAAGGAAAAGACGUAGAUCACCCUCUUUAUCGCCCCCGCCACCUCCACGUACUUCCUCUAAACAUAGAGCUUGUAGUCCGCCUUCCCCUUCUCCACGUAAACAUAGACAUAAGCAUAAAUAUUAAACUAUAAAUAACACGUCAAUAUUGCACGAAUUAUCUUUUCCGAAGGAAAACGUUAUUUUUUAGACGUAAUUUUUUAACUCUCACAUUUAUUGUAUAUCUUUGAUGCGUCAUAUUCAUUGAUAUGCAUUGAUAUGAAACCGAAAAUGUCAAAAUUCUUAUUUCGACAAUCGAUUCUUAAUAUAACUAGUUUGCCUAUAUUUCCAAAAAAUGUAAGUUGAAUUUCUUGAAUAUAUAUUUAUCUUCAAGUAAAAUUAUUUUUACACUGUAAGAUAUAUUUUCUGUUGAGUCAUAGAACGGUUAAAAUAUCGCAUCACGCGUUACAUGCAGUUUUAAAAACGUGGCAUAACGUAUACAGGGUCAUUCAGAACAACUUUAGGUCCGUAAAAUGACGUAUUCCUAAUACAAUUCUAAGACGAUUUUUCCUUUACCAAAAUUUGAUUGGAAGCGUAGUUUUUGAGUUAUAAGCGAAAAUAGUUAGCGAAUCACGCGUUGAGUACAGAAGGCAGGCAGGAGCGGCGCGCCACGAGUGUAACGCGGGCGCGGCUGACUAUCCGCGUCAGCUGAUGGGUGAUUAUCACGGCGUAAGUCGCUAACUAUUUUAUCUUAUAACAUAAAAUUAUGCUUAAAAUAAAAUUUUGGUAAAGAAAUUGUUUUGGAAUUAUGUUAGGAAUACGUGUUCCUUAAAAUCACUGUAAUGAUCAAAAGUUGUUCCGGAUCGCCGGCCGUCGGACGCUGCAACCAGCUGAUUGCUACACGCGAUAUGUGUGUAUGCCGUGUUGUGUAAAAGAGAGGGGGGGAGACGUUCAUACACACGCACGCAUACACACAUUCUCUCUGUCUCUCUCUUUGAGUAUGUAUACAUGGAGUAGGAAUUGCUUUGUUUCAUGUCGACCGAAAGUGUGUCCAAGAUCUGUGCGAGAGAGAAAGGUAUAUCAUGAUAUUGCUCUCUCUGCGCAUGCGUCAAUAUCAUUACCUGCACCGCAGUUUUAACACUUUUUGUGCACUUUUGUACUGUUCUGUACUUAAUGUACGAAUUGUAUGUGUGUGAAAACAUACACAAUGCCAGCCAUUGUAACUUAUAGCAUCCAUAAUACAUUUGAGCAUGCGCAGAGAGGGCAAGUAUCAUGAUAUAUUUUUCUCUCUCGCACAGAUCUUGGACUCACUUUCAGUGCUGGCAUUCCUCCUCCAUGUAUAUAUACUUAAAGAUCUCUCUUUCUCUUUUACAUAAACAUGGCUGCGCCCGCGUUACGCUCGUGGCGCGUCGCUCCUGCCUGCCUUUUGUACUCGACGCGUGAUUCGCUAUUUUGGCUUAUAAUUCAAAAACUACGCUUUUAAUCAAAUUUUGGUAAAAGAAAAAUCGUCUUAGGGUGCAGUCCCAUUAAGCACGGAUCGGAAUGACGGAUUGGAUUUCUCACUAGAAUUGAGCAGUCCGAUCCAGUUCCGUAAAAGUUUGCUCUACCGGUUCCAUGUAGCAAAAACGGAACGAAAUGUCACAUCGGUCGCAGGUUAAUAUGCUUAAUUCAUUAAUAUUUCGUUAUUUUGAUGCGACUGAAGCGAUAACAUACAUAAUUUGUGCAAUUAUCUUGCCGAUAACAUUGAUGUGAGUACUCUGAAAUACUGAAUUGUAAGAAUGAAAUAUAUUUUGUAACCAGAUUCCGUUCUGUUUUUGCUACAUGGGACGGGUAGAGAAAUUUUUUACGGAACGGAACAAACAUGCGUGGUUGAGUUGAGAGAAGAAAUUGAAAGAAACGUAAACAAUACUUUGUAAUAUUAGACAGGUUUAAAUUUAACGUGGGACUGCGCACGUGCUCCUUGGACCCGAGUUUGUGAUUUCAACUACGUAUUUUUGGCAAAGUCGUAUUGUCUGGACAAUUCUAUAUUUAUAUCUAGACAUUGCUGAAUAUCAGCUUGCUCGAGCUUGUAUGAAAAUAUAUUUUGAAACACAUAACGAUGGAUAAAAAAA
Monomorium pharaonis (pharaoh ant) is the source of this 5038-nucleotide messenger RNA. Its product is annotated as U2 snRNP-associated SURP motif-containing protein. Gene Ontology annotation, biological process: RNA processing. NCBI's taxonomy places the organism in Eukaryota, Metazoa, Arthropoda, Insecta, Hymenoptera, Formicidae. The transcript has 20 exons. Gene Ontology annotation, cellular component: nucleus. Gene Ontology annotation, molecular function: RNA binding. The record is from RefSeq and is a predicted model, not a curated record. Bases 256 to 3075 code for a protein of 939 amino acids.